UGUUGUCCACGUCGCAUUUCAGCGCUCUAGACAUGUUUUAUUUUUCAGACUAUCGAUAUAUUUAGGUUAUAUUGGAGUCCUGAUUCGUGUUUUUGUAUAACUGCGUAAAGAAAACAGCUAUUUCUGCCGCAGUAGAGGGAGUAUGUGAUCUUUUUUUUCUAUGUACCUUCCUGGACCACUCUGUCGGCUGCUUACUUUGAAGACCGCUCUUAAACCCAGAGCUCAGUCCGUGCUGGAAGCGCCAGAGGAGUGUUACCGUAUGGCGUGGCUGCCUAGCGCAGAGGAAAGGACGGAGAAAAAUAUUAUUUUUUGCUAGGAACAUUCACAUUUUCACCUUUAUAUAUCUGUCGUAAGAAUACAAACGCGUCAUCGGAACUGGAUACGGUGGAUUACAUUUUUGUGGGGACGAAUUGUAGACUUUUGGAGUAUCCAAAACUCGUGGAUCGAUGAGAGAAGACAGGCAGACCGGCUCCCCUGCAGUUUUGAGAGAGAACGAGAGGCGAUUGCAGCUGAGAAGCGAGGAGAGGGAGACGACGCCAAGCUGCUGCCGAAGUCACAGCCAUGAGUAGGGCUCUCGCGGACCCCAUCACCACCGGCUUCAGAGAAGAUGCUCCUCGGCCGCCCGUCCCGGGGGAAGAGGGCGAGACGAAAUGCUACAACCCUUGCAAGCUUGCCUUGAUGAGACUCAAGGAUACGGUUAAAUCCGCUGUGAAAGUCGCCCCUCCCGGCUCCGCGGCGAGGAGGGAUGAGGAUGGACUCGGGGAACCGGAGGGAAGCGCCUCCCCGGACUCCCCACUCGCGCGGUGGACCAAGUCGUUGCUCUCACUUCUUGGGGACCAAGACGGAGCGCAACUUUUUCGGAGCUUUCUGGAGCGUGAGAAAUGUGUGGACACGCUAGACUUUUGGUUCGCCUGCAACGGCUUCAGGCAAAUGGACCUCAAGGAUACCAAAACGCACCGUGUGGCUAAAGCCAUUUACAAGCGCUACAUCGAGAACCACAGCGUGGUCGCCAAGCAGUUGAAGCCGGCGACCAAAACCUUCAUUCGGGAUAGCGUCAAGAGGCAACAAAUUGACUCAUCGAUGUUUGACCAGGCACAAACGGAGAUUCAAACAGCGAUGGAGGAAAACGCAUACCAGCUGUUUCUAUCCUCCGACAUCUACCUCGAAUACGUCCGGAGUGGGUGCGAGAACGGUGCUCACGGCAGCCCGGAUGGACUGGGCAGCCUCAAACUUGUGUGCGGCUACCUGCCCACCCUGAACGAGGAAGAGGAGUGGAGUUGCAGUGACUUCAAAGCCAAAGCCUUAGCUUCCAUGGUGGGACUGUCGGCGAAAGCCCUUCGGGCAGCUCCCUCUGCGAGGGCAGUGGAGGCGCUGGAACGAGGAUACAGGUCGUAUAGGCGUGGGGAUGCGGGGAGCUCCUAUCACAUUAGCGCGGGUCUGGCGUUCGCUCCAGCCUCCAGCGCCAACGACAGCGAGAUCUCCAGCGAUGCCCUGACGGACGACAACAUCUCCCUGGCCGACAGCCUGGACGGGGUGUGUGUGCAGCAGCUGGGUCCAAGAAAGCAACUGCAGCGGGAGAUCCAACGCAGCAUGCGGAUCAACGGCCAGGUGGCACUACCACACUUCCCUAAGGGUCGGCGUGCUCCGCGUGACAUGGGCCCGGUGGAGCCCGCUGCCUUCGCCGCCCUGCUGACGGCCAAGCUGGAGAGACUCAAGAGAGAGCAGGACAGCAUCAGCAGCCUGGAGGAACGACUGCAGCAGAUACAGGAGGAGGAGGAGCGUGAUGACACGGAGGCCUCGUGCGGCGCGUCCACUCUGAGCCCUCCGCACCACCCGCUGUCCUCGCUGCCCUCCACCUCCUCCUGUGACGAGGAGGCGCAGGCCAUCCUGGACGAGCACCUAUCGCGCGUGCUCAAGACGCCCGGCUGCCAGUCGCCCCCCUGCCCCCGCUCGCGCUCCCCCGACCGCCACCUCCUCCGCCACCCGCUCCUGCCCCGCGGCCUCUCCUCCAGGACCGCCCAGGCGCAGGGGCUCUUCUCCCCUCCCGCGUCUGCCAACGGCGUCGUCCCGUCGUUCGGGUGCUACGGCGGCCUGAGCUCCCCCGGAGGCGCCGGCGCCGGGUCGGGUACCGGAUCCGGGAACCACCACCAUCACCACCAGACCACCACCACCUUCGUGUCGCGGCAGUCCACCCGGCACAUCCACCACCACAUCCACCACCACCACGGCGGCGCCGCGUCUCCCCGCUCCAGGGAGCAGCUGGAGGCCGAGGCGGCCCAGAGGGUGCAGGGCCUGUGCAGGAGCGCCGCCUCGCCGUCAGGGGCGUCAGGGGCAGGGGCACUGGUGCCCAGGAGCAGGAGCCUGGGCCGAGAGCAGCAGCCAAGCUCCAGCAACACCAGCUCUGCCGACCUGCCACUCGGGCAUCCGGGCGUGCUGUCGCAGCGGCUGUGGAAGUCCGGCGAGGAGGUGUCCUCGGAGAGCGGCACGGGGGACAGCGGCGUCCAGCUGCCCAGCGACACCACCGACCGCUCCCAGAACGUCUGGCAGUGGAUCAUGGAGAGCGGACGGCAGCCGCGCCACAAGACCAAUGGCGCGGCCCCGGCUGGCAAGCGUUGGCACAGUGCCGACCCCUCGUCCUUGUCGCCGCGUACGCCCACCUGGGGAGGCGGCGGCAGCAGCGGGCACCAGCACCAGCACCAGCGUGGCCACCAGCCCGCCCACCCCUUCGUGCAGGACCCGGCCAUGCCCCCCCUGCCCCCGCCAGACACCCUGGCCCAGCUGGAGGAGGCCUGCCGGCGCCUGGAGGAAGUCUCCAAGCCCCCCAAACAAAGGCACUCUCCGUCCAGCACGGCGCGGGAGAGAGGCCCCGGGGGCCCCGUCCAGAAUGGGCCCCUCUCAGCGGUGCCCAGCCCCGGCCCCAGCCCCCUACAGACUGAUGAGUCUAAGGAGCCUAAGCGUCAGGCUAGCUGCCAGGGCUCUCCGGUCGGUGGAGGUGGCACGGGCGCGGGCGCGGGUACAGGAGGGGAGACGGUGGUGACGUACUUCUUCUGUGGCGAGGAGAUCCCCUACCGGCGCAUCAUGAAGAGCCACAGCCUCACGCUUGCACACUUCAAGGAACAGCUACGCAAGAAGGGCAACUACAGGUACUACUUCAAGAAGGCCAGUGAUGAGUUUGAGUGUGGCGCGGUGUUCGAGGAGGUGUGGGAAGACUCCAGCGUGCUGCCCAUGUACGAGGGCAAGGUCCUGGGCAAAGUGGAGCGGAUGGACUGAGGAGACCCAGGAGGAGGAGGAUGGACUUGAACACUAGGCUGACGACACUAGACUAGACUGAGCCACGCUCUCUCUCCAGGGCUCUCUCCGUAGAGCCAGAGCGCUCCAGGAAGCUUCUCCCACCAAAACGUCUUCCCUCCAAGUCAAGGUUCUGUACAAGGUGGAGAGGGUUGGACUGAGGAGAGGGAGAGGGGGAGGAUGGAGGAUGGACUUUCAACAGAGACACUCUAUAUAAGACAAAACACUUAAGAAAACGUCCAUAGAAAUGAGCGGGGGCGGUUCGUAACGCCAAUACGGCGUGUGCUUGCACAUCUCCCAGCUUUCAGGCAAAAAGAGCCAAUUGCUGCGCUGUCAUGGAUCCAAUCACUCGCAAGCAAGUGUUGCUCAUGCGCAGUUGAAAAAUAAAGAGAAGAAGCUGCCCAAAAUAGCUGCCCCGACGCGUCACCAAGAUGGCUGCCAAGUGGAGGGACUUAUACAGACGGACUUUGCUUCCAACACUAGGCCGACGGGGCGAGGCUAGACGGAGCCGCGCUCCAGAACUCUUCUCCCACCAAAAUGUCUUCCCUCAAAGUCAAGGUCUUGUGGAGAGGAUGGACUGAGGAGAGGGAGAGGGUGGACUUCCAACAUUGACUGGACUGAGUCAUGCUCUCUCCAGAGUGCCAGAAUGCCCCCAGAAAGCUUCUCCCACCAAAACGUCACCAACCUGCUCCUAUCCCCACCCCACCUCAACCAUCCUCAUGCAAAGCUGCUUAUACGCUCUCUCUCCAGACGAGACGCCAGGGAAGUUUAACCCCAACAACCCCCCCCCCAAACCCUUCAACAACAGCCGCAGCACUUGGACAUCUGUGGAGGAACAUCCUCCACAAGACAGGCUCCUUCUUCUCGAGCCUGGACCUUGGUAUGAAAGCAACAGGAGGCUUUCAAGAACAAGGAAGCAACUUUGUGAAACUUGUGCUUUCGUUCGUUUUGUUUUGGUUUGGAUUUUUUUUUUUUAUGCCUCCAGAGGACUUCUAUUCCACAAAGCUAUUGAAGGAAUAUUAGCCAGUGAAGUAAAAGAUGCAAGAAAAAUAAGGUGCCGGAAAUUUUAAAAAAAAGGGGGGGUUCAGCAUGUGAAGCUAGCCCUCUCUCCUCUGCACCUUAACUAUGGGACUAUUCCAAUGGGACUAUGGCGCAUGCAGACAACGCCAAGAGGGACUGGGGAUGCGCACCAAGAGUAUGUGUGUGUCUGUCUGUCGUGUGUCAAGGAUGGACAAAGCUACCAGCACACUCCAUCCGUGGCCACCUCACUGACAUUGGGACUUACUGUGUGUAUGUGCGUGUGUGUGUGAGAGAGAGAAAUAGAGAGAGUAUGUAUGUGAUUUGGAAAGGCCUACUGCCUGCCUACCACAGGAAGUGCUUGCUUGGACAGUGUGUGGAGGAGGAGGAGGCGGAUCGCUGAAUUGCAUACAGUGCGCGGGUUGGCUUCCUCAGAUUGUUGCUACGGCAGGCGAACGAAACCUGCUUGCUCUAAGACAUGCUAUCUACACUAUUUACAAAUGUGCUAAUUGUCGCUCACUUUGUGUGUGUGUGUGUGUGUGUGUGUGUGUGUGUGUGUGUGUGUGUGUGUGUGUGUGUGUG
Engraulis encrasicolus (European anchovy) is the source of this 4887-nucleotide messenger RNA. It is a transcript of the gene axin2, whose product is annotated as axin 2 (conductin, axil). Gene Ontology annotation, molecular function: molecular adaptor activity; I-SMAD binding; beta-catenin binding. The transcript has 11 exons. Lineage: Eukaryota; Metazoa; Chordata; Actinopteri; Clupeiformes; Engraulidae. Gene Ontology annotation, cellular component: plasma membrane; beta-catenin destruction complex; nucleus. The record is from RefSeq and is a predicted model, not a curated record. Gene Ontology annotation, biological process: positive regulation of proteasomal ubiquitin-dependent protein catabolic process; negative regulation of canonical Wnt signaling pathway; regulation of centromeric sister chromatid cohesion. Bases 562 to 3270 code for a protein of 902 amino acids.